CCCACUAUUAGGAGAUAAGGAAUAACGAAUGUCGAAAAUUGUUUCGUCCAGUGCUCAAUCUCCACUUUUAACAUUUUUCCAAAAGGCGGGUCGUCUGUCGUCCUUUUUGUGGUUUUUUUCCCAGACAUCCUUUCAAGGAAGCACAUUUCCAUCGUGUCUUCUCUCUCUCGACGGUGGACCAAAUCUAUGCAAGACAUUUGCUCGCCAUAUAUCACUGCCACCACCACCAUGCCCUACCACACUAUCAUAUUGCUUCAAAUUACACGACACAUCUCGCACUCCCUCCCUCUCCCUCCCCUUGAACUCCUCGAACCCCUUAGCCCAUUUUUUUUUGAUUGUUUGUUUACUUCAACUUUCCCACCGCAGGAGGCCCAUAGGGAGGUAGAAAAAAAUGUAACGCGACUCUCGUAUUGUAGCUUGUAUUUUUCCUUCUUUGUGCCCCCUUAUCUCAAUUAUACCCACGGUUAUUCACUCCCUCAACUCCUACACGGUUGUACUCGACACGUCGGAUGUUCGGAUCUCAAAGAAUGCACCCUCGGAAGCAAACAAGAUCCAAUCGAUCACCAGAGCGGGUCGAAGGGGGAGGCUACACAGGAUGAGGGACAGGUAAUUUUUCCUUGCUCAGCUUAUGAUAAACCAAAGACCACAUCUCUUUUUUUAUCAGCCGUCCAUGCGGACAAAAAAAAACCCAAUGUAUUGUUGUAACAAUAGUCUACUACGAUGUAUCUGAGCGUGCGUGGUAAAAAAGUCUUAGCCAGGAGACCGCAAGAUCAGACAGACGGGCAGAAUGACAUGACAGAUAUCAACGUCCGCUUGUACCGCGUUCUUGGUACAUACGAAACACUUUACGUUCCAGACAAACCGACACGAUACCAUAAUCGUGAUGAUGAUGAUGACGACGAAGAAGGGGUUUCGGCUGAUGACCGAUGUCCCAGGGUCUGCUGGUUGCUUUACCACGGUAUCCUGGAUUAAAGCGAGUGUGAGAAAAAAUAGUGCCACCAUAAGAAGGUUCAACG
This is a messenger RNA of Gamsiella multidivaricata, 1016 nucleotides long. RefSeq lists its product as uncharacterized. Lineage: Eukaryota; Fungi; Mortierellomycota; Mortierellomycetes; Mortierellales; Mortierellaceae. The transcript is spliced from 2 exons. Bases 187 to 705 code for a protein of 172 amino acids. The record is from RefSeq and is a predicted model, not a curated record.